UAGCAACCGGACCGGCCGACCUGCUACGUGAUUGUCCGGCGUCCAUGACUGUCGGCGGAAAGAAGGCCUGCGCCAACAGGCUUGACCCUUCUUCUUCCUCCUCUUUCCGAACACCUCUUUUAGUUCAUCCAUGACCGUUAAUAAUAUCGCAAUCGGGUGAAAUGCGAUCCCAAAACUAAUGAAGGUUGAAACGUUGUACUACCCAAACAAGCAGUUCAAGAAGGAUUUGAAAAAGAACAAUUGGUGGCACUACUCGGCGCUGCUGCUGGAGGAGGUGGUCGUAGUUGUAGUAGCCGUAGUAGCUGUGCUGGUGGAGGCUGUGGAAAGCGCCCUUCCGCCCACCCGGUGUUAACCUGUUGUUUAUGUGGUCUUCCUUGCAGCAGCAGCAGCCUUUUCCAACCUCCUCCUCCUCCUCCUCCUCAUCUCCUUCCCCGACAUGUCGUGUAGUGGCAACAAGGCGGCGGCGCCGAUGGCGUCGAACACCGACGAUAUCUCCAUCCCCGCGAAGACCCCGUGUGGUGAGAAUGAGGUGUGCCCCUCUUCCCAGGGUACAGCCAACUCUGGUGAGGGGGUGACGGCCCCCGCAGCAACCGAGGUGCGGUUGGUGUCCGGGGGUCGUGUGGCUACCAGAUUGGCCUCCUCGUCUUCCGCCUCAGCCUCUCCGGGACACCUACCGAGAGACGACGGCUAUUGCUCUUCAGACUCCACUCCAAAGGGCUCAGGUGAGCGUCGGGUGGCAGGGGUGUUGCCCUACCCACGAGGUGGCAGCACCGAACUUGUUCCCUUGGGUGGAGGGGAGGUGCUUGCGACUAAACCUUCAGCUACCCAAUUCGAGGUGGAUGGACCAGUUGGGGGAGAUGGAGGAUCGGGAGGAGUGCCUGUUGCUGCAGUCGCCCCACGAACCCCAAAGGCCGCACCCAAUGGGCCAACAACUAAUGCCCACGCAUCAGGUUCGACACCUGCCCCAGGACCCCCCGGUGUGGUCGACGAUGGUCGGGAGUCCUGGGGAAAGUCCAUGGACUUCCUGCUGUCCAUCAUCGGCUUUGCUGUGGACUUGGCCAAUGUGUGGCGUUUCCCCUUUCUCUGUUACCGCAAUGGAGGAGGUGCCUUCCUACUGCCCUACUUCCUGAUCACAGUGUUUGGGGCUCUCCCCCUCUUCUUCAUGGAGCUGGUUUUGGGCCAGUACAAUCGACAGGGCCCCAUCACUGUCUGGAAAAUUUGCCCUUUAUUCCGAGGAGUUGGAUACUGCGCAGUGCUAGUAGCUUAUUUCGUCAGUUUUUACUACAACGUGAUCAUCGCCUGGUCCAUUCAUUAUGUUUACGCCUCCUUCAGUUACGUUCUUCCUUGGACCUCUUGUAACAACACCUGGAACACAGAUGAUUGCUGGGAUGGCCUCACAUCUGAGGAACCAAGGCCUAAUUCUACAUCUCUCAUGUCCCCCUCAGAGGAAUAUUUCAAUUAUGUAGUCCUGCAAAUGCACAAGAGUGAAGGAAUCGAUGAUCUCGGGGCUCCUCAGCCUAGUCUCGUCAUCUGCGGACUCAUUACUUAUUUCAUCCUCUACCUCUCUCUCUUCAAAGGAGUUAAGUCAUCUGGAAAAGUUGUCUGGGUGACAGCCACGAUGCCCUAUGUAAUACUGACGCUCCUCUUAAUCAGGGGGGCUCUACUUCCCGGAGCGGCAGAUGGUCUGUUGUAUUAUAUUAAGCCUUCCAUAUCUGCCUUAUCUAACCCCCAGGUGUGGUAUGAGGCAGCUGUGCAAGUCUUCUUCUCUGUAGGAGCUGGCUUUGGAGUACACCUGUCCUAUGCUUCGUAUAACAACUUUAACAACAACUGUUAUCGGGACUGCUUGAUUACUAGUCUAGUCAAUGCUUUCACUAGUUUUUAUUCAGGUCUUGUAAUCUUCACAUAUUUGGGUUACAUGGCUUUCAAGCAAAAAACUCCCAUCAGCGCUGUGGCAACAGAUGGUCCUGGAUUAGUGUUUCAAGUAUAUCCAGAAGCUGUGGCAACACUUCCAGGAUCUCAACUGUGGUCCUGUUUAUUCUUUCUCAUGCUCAUCGCAUUAGGAUUAGACUCUGGGAUGGGAGGUCUGGAGUGUGUGAUCACCGGACUUCUGGAUGAGCUUCGCCUGACCUUCGGCAAGAACACCAUCAGGCGGGAAGUCUUCACAGCCAUCGUGGUGGCCUCCUCCUUUCUGGUUUCCAUCUCUAAUUUUUGUCAGGGAGGAAUGUACGUCUUCCACUGGCUAGAUACUUAUGCAGCAGGAAUUUCUCUAUUGUGUUCAGCUCUGUUUGAAGCGAUCGCUGUCUCUUGGUUUUAUGGUUUACAACAAUUCUGCGCUGACAUCCAGCACAUGCUGAACUUCAAACCGAAACUGUAUUGGCGAGUUUGUUGGAAAGUGAUUUCUCCUCUCUUCAUCCUUAUCACUAUCGUUAUCGGUCUCGUGAGCCAGUCGCUGAGUCGGUUGGAGUACCACGGUCCUGUUCUGUAUACGUAUCCACACUGGGCGGAAGCUGUCGGCUGGCUCAUAACUUCUUCGUCAAUGUUGAUGAUACCUCUCUGGAUGAUUAUAUCUGUGUGUCGCCAACCAGGAUCUUUGAGACAGAAACUGUUACUGGCAAUCACUCCAGAAGCAGAACAUGCGAGCGUCUUGCAGACUGGCGAAUCAUCUCGACUUGAAUGGGCUCACUGGUUCCACUUCUGAGUUAAAGCAAAUGUCGUCAUCAUGUACUACAUUGUUAAUCCUUUCAGCCACCAGAAAAUAUUCACAGUCGAAAGUCUUGCCAUGACCAUUCCUUAAUUUCGUCUCAACUUUUCAGUUUAGAAACAGCCAAUGUCAUGCACUAUGUACGUAAGACACUUCUGCAUAAUCGCAGCUGAUCAGUGCUCUUUGUCGAGAUUCUUCAAAAGUGAUGCCAGACUCAGGAAGGCGGUUUUAUGUGCAGACAGCAGAGCCUACAUCAAACUAAUCUUGAUCACGCUUAGUACAAGUUUCGAUUACCGUUAAACAAGCAUGACCACAUUCCUCCUUGGGGAAAAUACGUGCUAAUUAGACACGAUUUAAAGGAAUAGGCCUAUAAAAGAUAUGCACGAACUGUCUGACAUCGCCAAUAAUAUGGUUCAGAGAAUUUUUGGCCGAAGACUUAAAUCUAGCUAUAGCCAUUAUUUGCUUCAUGAAUGAGUCUGUCAAAUGGGACCAGGUAUUGGAAAAUGACAUUGCGUGAUGCGCGCGCGCCCGCACACACAGACAC
Messenger RNA from Macrobrachium nipponense, 3245 nucleotides. RefSeq names its product sodium-dependent dopamine transporter-like. Gene Ontology annotation, molecular function: dopamine:sodium symporter activity. Lineage: Eukaryota; Metazoa; Arthropoda; Malacostraca; Decapoda; Palaemonidae. Gene Ontology annotation, cellular component: plasma membrane; presynaptic membrane; neuron projection. The record is from RefSeq and is a predicted model, not a curated record. Gene Ontology annotation, biological process: sodium ion transmembrane transport; dopamine uptake involved in synaptic transmission. The coding region runs from base 437 to 2698 and encodes 753 amino acids. The transcript has 13 exons.